This is a messenger RNA of Aureococcus anophagefferens, 3924 nucleotides long. RefSeq lists its product as hypothetical. The coding region runs from base 79 to 3924 and encodes 1281 amino acids. The transcript has 6 exons. Lineage: Eukaryota; Pelagophyceae; Pelagomonadales; Pelagomonadaceae. The record is from RefSeq and is a predicted model, not a curated record. Gene Ontology annotation, molecular function: zinc ion binding.
AUGGGCAGAUGAUGGGCUCUCCUGAUGAGGCGGUUGCUCGGUUGUGUUAAGUGAAACACCUUCAAGCGCUUCAGCACGAUGGCAGCGCAAUUGGCCGAAGCGCUCACGCGUGCGAGCGACGCGGCCGUGCUCCUGGAGCGCGGCGACGCCGCGGAGGCCUGCGCGCUGUACCGCAAAGCCGUCAAGCUCACGGCGAAGGCCGUGCGCAGCGACGCGGCGCUGGCCGAGGCCGCGGCGCUCAUGGCCGACGCCUUGCUCGCAAAACUUGCCGCGGCCAAGGGCGCCGAGCCGUCGGCGGCGCCGGCGGACCGCGUCGUCGCGUGCGAGGCGCUCGCCGGCGCGGCGCUCGACGCCGCGGCGCGGUCGCUCGCGGCCGACGGCGUGGUGGUCGUGCGGCGGCGCGCGGACGCCGGCGACGUGCGGCGCCUCGGCGCGCACGCCAAACGCAUCGAGGCGCUCGUCGCCGACCGCGCGCGCCGCGGCGCGUUCUCGUGCCUCGAGGCCGCGAGCCGCCGCCGGGGCCGCGUCGACGUCAAGCUCGACGCCUGCGGCCACGGCGCCUUCGACGCCGCGGCCGCGGACCUGGCCCGCUUCGCGCGGCGCGACGACCGCUGGCUCUGGCCCUUGGCGCGGCGCGUGCUCGGCGACGACGUCGUCUUGGCGUACGUCGGGCUCGUCGCGUCGUUCCCGGGCUCCGACGACCAGCCCUGGCACGCGGACGGCGUGAAGCUCUUCCCGGGCCACGGCGGCGAGCUCCCGGCGCACGCGCUCAACUGCUUCGUGCCCCUCGUCGACGUGACGCGCGCCGCGGGGCCGACGGAGUUCGCGCCCGGGUCGCACCGGCCGCAGGCCGAGCGCGCGCUCGACGCCGAGCUCCGCCGCGGCGGCGCGCCCCGCGACGUCUUCGCGCCGGAGCUGGCGCCGGGCGACCUCCUCGUCUACGACCAGCGCACGGUCCACCGCGGCGUCGCCAACGUGUCGCAACACUCGCGGCCCAUCCUCUACCUCCUCUUCUGCCGGCCCUGGUUCCGGGAGCACAUCAACUUUGGCUCGACGUCGCUCUUCGACGACGACGACGAGCCGCCCCGGGAAAAGAAGAAGCACCGGGGACUUUGCACGAUGGACGCCGACGACGACCUCGCCUGCGACCUCGAGUUCUUCGCCUGCGCGCAGCGCGUCGCCGCGUGGGACGUGGUCGAGCCCGACGCGCCGCCGCCCCCGGCCCGGGACCGGCUCGGUGCGCUCGAGCGGCGCGUGCGGCGGCUCUCGCGCCGCGUCGAGGCCCGGCGGCCCCGGCCGGCGGCGCCGCGCGAGAGCUCGCGGCGGGGCAGCCUCGCGGCCUGGGAGCGGCGCGCGCUCCUCGAGGCCGUCGAGCAGCAGCUCGCGGCGCGCGCCUUCGGGAGCUUCUACUGCUGGACGCAGUUCACGCUCGUACACCUCGAGCUCGACGUCCGCGCCGUCGCGCGCGCGCUCGCGGCCUUUUGCGGGCUCGGCCUCCAGGCCUUCGUGCUCGCCAUGGCGCUCGACGCCAAGUACGCCGCGUGGCGCGAGCGGGCCGACGAGCUCGAGGACGACGACGACCGGGUGGACUGGCGGCUCCGGAGCCGGCACGGCGUCGGCGGCGUGCCGUCGCUCGUGCUCUUCCCGCUCUGCUUCGGCUCCCUCGUGCUCGCGCUGUCGCUCCGGUCCGAGCUCCACGAGCUCGUCGUCGGCGCGCUGCUCGUCGUGCCCGCGGCGCGCGAGCUGACGUACCGCGCGGGCUGGCGCGGGCGCGUCGCGUGGUUCGCGGCGCGGUCGCUGGCCUACGGCGUCCACGUCGCCAGGCUGGGCCUCGUCUUCCUCUACCUGCGCGUCUCCGCGGCGCUCCUGGGCACGGCCGACGGGCCCGUGGACAUCAUCGUCGACUGCCUGACGCUCGUCUUCGUCCUCGAGCUCGACAACCUGAUGCGGCUCGCGGGGCGGGAAAAGGCUCCGAUCUCGGCCGUCUCCCACUCGCGCCUCGACGCGUCGCGCACGCUCUUCGGCCGCGCGCGCGCGUCGGCGAACGACCGCGCGCGCCACCUCGGCGCCAAGCUCCGGGCCAUCGCCGCGGCCACGCUCGACGCGGGCACGUCCGGGCGGCGCGCGGAGGCGCGGUGCGAGCACGCGUGCGUCGUCGCCUGUGUCGUCGCGCUCGCGGGCCUCGUGCUCCUCGCGGCGUGCCGCAUGCAGCGCGUCACCGCGCGCGGCGACGUCACCGUGCCCGGGGACCCGGACCGGGACGCCAUGGCCGCGGCGCUCCACUGGGUCUCCAAGGCCAUGAUCCUCGUCGUCGCCGCGCUCGUCUGCGCUCGGCCCGUUGAGGCCGUGCGGGAGGGCUUCGUUGAAGUUUUACUUGCAUUCGAGUUACCGCGCUCCUCGGAGUCGAUGGCUUCCAGCCUGCUCGUCAUCGAGACGGUCGCGGAGCAUGCGGUGCUCGACGCCUUCGACGCGGUGACGCUCGCCGUCGUGUCGCGGUCGUGCCGGGGCGCGGCGCGGCGCGCGGUGUCGCGGCGCUUCGGCGCCGUCACGGUGGCGCCCUACCUCUGCGACCUCGGCGAGGCGUCGCGGCGGACGCUCGACGGCCGCGGCCUGCGGGCGCUCGCGCGCCUCCUGAGCGGCGGCGGCGGCGUCGAGUGCGUCCUCGACCGGCUCCUCGGCGCGUCCGACGCGGCGCUCGCGGCCUUUUGCGCGUCGCCGGACGUCGCCGCGCGCUGCGAGCGGCUCGCGGUGCGCGCGUGCCCGCGGCUGCGGUCCCCGGGCGCGCUCGUCGGCGCGCUGCCGCGGCUGCGGACGCUGAGCCUCGAGCGCUGCGGCCAGCUCGCGGACGCGGAGCUCCGCGACGCGCUCGCCGCGGCGCCGCCGACACUCGAGGGCCUGUCGGUGGCCGGCUGCUCCGUGACGACGACGGACGACUUCCUCCUUCGCGCGGCCGCCGCGCCCUGCGCGCCGUCGCUCGCGUUCCUCGACGUCUCGGGCAUGAAGAAGCUGACGAUCCGGGGGCUCGCGGCGCUCGGCCGCGCGGCCGGCGCCCUCCGGAGCCUCCGCCUCGACGGCUGCGACGGCGUCGACGUGGCCGCGCUGCUCCGCGACGCGGCGCUCUUCCCGGCGCUCGCGGAGAUCCACGCGAAGCGCGGCUCCCCCGGCGCCGCGCGGCGGUCCGACCUCUUCGCGGGCCUCGCGGCGCGGCCGCGCCUCGAGGUCGCGUCCCUAGCCGCGCAGUGCUUCUUCGCCGCCACGCGGCGCGGGCCCCGCGACGCCGCGCCCGUCGCCGCGGUCGCCGCGCCGCGGCUCGCGCGCCUCGAGCUCCAGGGCUGCAGCGUCGACGCGGUCGCGGUCGCGUUCUUCCGAGGCGGCCCGCGGCGCGGGCUCCUCGCCCUCGACCUCUCGGCGUGCUCGGGCGCGGCGCGAGAACACCUCGAGGCCGUCGCGGCGCGCUGCCCGGACCUCCGGUCGCUGCGCCUCGCGUGCCUCGCGCCGACGCUCACGUCCGACGCGCUCUGCGGCCUCGUCGCCGAGCUGCCGCGGCCGGAGCAGCUCAAAUUGCUCGACGUCACGUGGAACGACGGCGUCACGGCGGGCGGCGUCCGCCGCGCCGCGGAGCGGCUCUCGCCGGACGCGACGAUCCGCGCGAACGGCAAGGCGCGCGCUCGAAAGCGGCCCCACGCGGCCGGCCGCUGCCCGGCGCAGCGCGCCGACGGCGAGGUCUUCGAGAGACGGGUCGCGUUCUCUUGCGGGACGUGCUCCCCGGGGCAGGGCGACGUCUUCUGCGAGCACUGCGCGGCGACGUGCCACGCGGGCCACGACGUCGUCUACAAGGGCAAGAUGAAGAUGUUCUGCGACUGCCCGACGCUCUGCGCCGGGCACCGGUGCUGCCCCCGGGGGCAGGCUCGGUGUGCAAGGUGA